GCGUGGGUUUGUGCGUUAGUGUGUAUGGGACCCUUCCUGCAUGCAUCUGUGUGUGUGUGCGCAUGUGUGUUUCGUUCUCUCUUGGCGCAGUCAUGACAACAUGACAAAAGCUGCCCUUGCCAAGCUCGCCAUCCUAGUCGUCCUCAUCUUCAUCAUUUGUAUUCCAGAGUUCUUUUGGUGGCACCGAGGCUCGAGGGUGGACUUCCUGUGUGUGCCGUGCCGUCCUGCCGAGGAGUGUGGCUGGCUGAGGGGGAGGCACCUGGAGGAUUCUGGAAGGGAGACGGGAAGGGGAGGACAGUGUGAUCCCUGCCUGGCCCUGGGCAGCGAUCAGCCCCAGCCAGAGCCUGUGUGCACCGCAGCUGACCGGGGCAACGGGACGGAUCCAGGGUCAGACUACGGGGGCAGUAAUGAGGACCCUGGCAACGGGUGGUUCAUGUGUGAGACGGAUAUGGAAGAGGCCUAUUUUAGCGGCAGCAGCAGCAUGUCAGACUCACCGAAGGAUCUGGAGGUGUGGAUGGUGGUGCAGCUUGAAGAACCUGUACACCUGAACUUGGUCUUGCACGAUCAGCGCAACACCACCUCCUCGUACCUCCACCCUGCUGCGGAGCCGGAGGAGGAGGCGGACGACAGACAACAGGCGUUCUACUGCUGCCGCCCUCCGCCACCUGUGCCCCAGCUGGCCAAUCGCAGUCGCUGUCUCAUUCAGUUGGCUAAUGGAUCAUCUCUGUCUAAAGCGGGAAAGCAAGCGCUACCAUGGGAACUGACUGGGAAGAAAGACGAGUGGGGGAGUGUGUUUAGAGCGCUGUGGAUGGCUCUAGUGGGGCUGCUGCUGCUGCUUGUACUCACAUCACUACUGGCUAAGGUCUACCGGAAAAGGGGGAAAUCCAAGGGGGGCCCACUUUGUGGCUUGUACAAAGAAUCACGUCUGAAUGGAUCGUGUCCCUUAGUCGACACCCCCUCAGGAAUUGUCCUUAGCACCCUGGGGUUAACACGCUGGACAGUCCCCGACACCCUUCUAUCUGGACCUGUGGACGGUCAUGACCCAUCUGGAAGUUUCACUGCACAUCUCCACCACCGGGGGCACCCUUCCCUGUCCUCCAUCAGUGAGGUCGAGGGUUUGUGAAGCAUCAUGGGGCUUCUCCUGUGAACUCAAGACUGAACAGGGACCAAGUAUAAUAAACAUGGCUGCUACUUAAUUUCUCUCAAAUGCAAAUUAAACUUGAAACGACAAUGCUUAAAAGAAAAUCACUCCAAACACAGUAUUGAUUAUUUAUGCAAUAUAUUUGGGUUUACACAUUCUCAGUCUAAGGGCACUUCAUUACAGGAUUACAAUAAACAUUACACCAGAGAAAUAGUGUCCAUACUCAAGUUAAUUUGUCAUUGUAACUUCAUAUGUAAUUCCUACUUUAAUGGCAAAAGUGUAAUUUAUUGUUCAAGGCUGGGGGAGCGUUGAGAUCAUGUUUCGAUUGAGUGACUAGGCUGAAUGGAUUCCAGAACUAAUUUAGCAUUGGAAUAAUUGAUUCUCUUUUGGUUUAGCAUAGUAGCAGCACUGCAAUACAUCACUAGAGACCCAUCCUUAACACAAUGGGAAGACCCAUGUACAGCCUGAACAAAACCUUGUUAAUUAUAUAGUAUUAAUGGAAUCACACUGAGUCAAAUGACCGACACACACACACACACACACACACACACACACACACACACACACACACACACACACACACACACACACACACACACACACACACACACACACACACACACACACACACACACACACACACCAAAACAAAACAAAAAGUCAUAAACUUACUUGAUAACGUAUACUACUUAGUGUUUUGUUCAAUUCUCCUGAAACUUUUCAAUGGCAGGGCCUCUUUACAACUGUACAGCGUCUGUACAGUUGUCAAACAAAAUCACAAAUAAUAACUUUUUGAGACAAAGAGUCUUUAAAUAAAUACAAAGAAAAAUCUAAAUCUAUUCAGAACUCUACUUCUUGCACUUACUCAUCCUUAUAAUCCUUUACCCUUAUACUCUUAAACAGAUGAAAUUACUGCAAAUUAUCCUAUAUCCUUAUACUCUCAAGCAGAUUAAAUUAUUAUUACCUAUCCUUUAUAGCCUUAUACUGUCAAGUAGAUGAAAUGAUUAUUACCUAUCCUUUAUAUCCUUAUACUGUCAAGUAGAUGAAAUGAUUAUUACCUAUCCUUUAUAUCCUAUAUCCUUAGACUCUCAAGUAGUUGAAAUGACCAUUACCUAUCCUAUCAAUCCCUUCUCCUAUUCUUCAAGGAGAUAAAAUGUAAAAGGUCUGCAUGUGAUCCGGUUUGGACCGUCAAGGUAAAAGACCAUUGAAAGAAAUCCAUAUCAAUUCAGGCUUCACUUUAAAUACAUUAUAAUAAUCUACUCCUUAUUUUACACAAAAGUUACAUUUAGACAAACCAUACUGCAGUGGGAAGCAUUGUAUUGGGGUAGUGAUUUGUAUGGGUGUGCAUAGGUAUGUGUGCAGGUGUGUGUGUGUGUGUGUGUGUGUGUGUGUGUGUGUGUG
Messenger RNA from Gadus chalcogrammus (walleye pollock), 2542 nucleotides. RefSeq lists its product as uncharacterized. Lineage: Eukaryota; Metazoa; Chordata; Actinopteri; Gadiformes; Gadidae. The coding region runs from base 41 to 1123 and encodes 360 amino acids. The record is from RefSeq and is a predicted model, not a curated record. The transcript is spliced from 9 exons.